AUGGUGUGUGAUGUGGUGAGUCGCAUGGAAGAUACGGAACCUUUCUCUCCUGAACUGCUCUCGGCUAUGAUGAGACUUUGGGCAGAUUCUGGAAUCCAGGAGUGCUUCAACCGAUCCAGAGAAUAUCAGCUUAACGACUCUGCUAAAUACUACCUAGACAGCUUAGAUCGGAUCGGAGCAGCAGAUUACCAACCUACAGAACAGGAUAUCCUGCGAACCAGAGUGAAGACCACUGGCAUUGUAGAAACUCAUUUCACCUUCAAGAACCUCCAUUUCAGGCUGUUUGAUGUCGGGGGACAACGGUCAGAGCGGAAGAAGUGGAUUCACUGUUUUGAAGAUGUGACAGCUAUCAUUUUCUGUGUUGCUCUGAGUGGGUACGAUCAAGUUCUUCAUGAAGAUGAGACUACGAACCGAAUGCACGAGUCUCUAAUGCUCUUCGACUCCAUUUGUAACAACAAGUUCUUCAUUGACACAUCAAUCAUUCUCUUCCUCAACAAGAAGGACCUGUUUGCUGAGAAGAUCAAGAAGUCUCCACUGACAAUCUGCUUCCCAGAGUACACAGGUCCCAACACUUAUGAUGAUGCUGCCGCUUACAUUCAAGCACAAUUUGAGAGCAAAAACCGCUCACCUAACAAAGAGAUCUACUGCCACAUGACCUGCGCCACAGAUACGAAUAACAUCCAGGUGGUAUUUGACGCCGUCACCGACAUCAUCAUUGCCAACAACCUCAGAGGCUGCGGCUUGUACUGA
This is a messenger RNA of Staurois parvus, 750 nucleotides long. The record is from the annotation of a GenBank genome assembly. NCBI's taxonomy places the organism in Eukaryota, Metazoa, Chordata, Amphibia, Anura, Ranidae.